This is a messenger RNA of Acanthosepion pharaonis, 612 nucleotides long. The record is from the annotation of a GenBank genome assembly. Lineage: Eukaryota; Metazoa; Mollusca; Cephalopoda; Sepiida; Sepiidae.
AUGAGGAACCGUACCUCGUGGGCUGGCGCUGCAGAGCAACAAGGAAUAGUACCUCGUGGGCUGGCGCUCCAGAACCACAACGAACCUUACCUGGUUGGCAGGUGCUCUAGAACCACAAGCAACCGUUCCUCGUUGGCUUGUGCUGUAGAAUUACAAGGAACCGUACCUGGUGGGUGGGCGCUGCAGAAGAAUAAGGAACCGUACCUUUUGGGUUGGCGCUCCAGAACCAUCAGGUACCGUACGUCUUCGGCUGGCGCUGUAGAACCACAAGAAACGUACCUCGUUGGCUGGUGCUGCAGAAUAUCAAGGAACUGUACCUCGUGGGCUGUCGCUGUAGAAUCACACGUAGUGGCUAUUUGCAUUUUUCUUUCUUUUUUUCUAUGUAUCUAUAUUAUUGUGUUUGCAUCUAUCUAUCUAUCUAUCUAUCUUAUUCUUUUCAUAUAUCUCUAUCUUAUCUGCUCAUAUCUAUCUAUCUAUCUAUCUAUCUAUCUAUCUAUCUAUCUAUCUAUCUAUCUAUCUUAUUCUGUUCAUAUAUCUCUAUCUUAUUGUGCUCAUAUCUAUCUAUCUAUCUAUCUAUCUAUCUAUCUAUCUAUCUAUCUCCAGAAAAAUUAA